Molecule: messenger RNA, 1272 nt
Organism: Letharia columbiana
Lineage: Eukaryota; Fungi; Ascomycota; Lecanoromycetes; Lecanorales; Parmeliaceae
Exons: 5
Coding region: 1-1272 (423 amino acids)
Cellular component (GO): endoplasmic reticulum
Molecular function (GO): dol-P-Man:Man(5)GlcNAc(2)-PP-Dol alpha-1,3-mannosyltransferase activity
Source: RefSeq, a predicted model, not a curated record
AUGGACCUUUACCACCAGGCCAUCGAUUUAGCCAGCAACCCCAAGCAUACAAGAUGGCUUUCGCCCCUCCUUCUCCUUGCGGACGCCGUUUUCUGCGCCCUCAUCAUCUGGAAAAUACCUUACACUGAAAUUGACUGGAGAGCCUACAUCCAGCAGGUUGAACAGUAUCGAAAUGGAGAGCGCGACUACACCCUCAUUAAAGGCGACACAGGUCCUUUGGUUUACCCAGCAGCGCAUCUAUUCAUAUACAACGCUCUAUACCUCAUUACGGACAAAGGAGCUGAUAUUUUUAUCGCUCAAUGUACAUUUGCUGUUGUGUAUCUUGGCGCCGUGAGCAUGGCUAUGGCUUGCUACCGUAUGGCUAAGGCACCGCCAUACAUAUUUCCCCUCCUCAUCCUCUCGAAAAGACUCCACAGCCUAUUUCUCCUGCGACUCUUCAACGAUUGCUUUGCUAUUCUGGCGCUCUUCACCGCUAUAUACUUCUACCAACGAAGAAUCUGGACCGUCGGAAGCGUUGUCUAUUCGUUCGGCGUCGGUAUUAAGAUGAGCGUUUUGCUGGCUGCUCCCGCAGUUGGACUCAUAUUGUUGCAGGCGCUGCCUUUCAACAGGGCAAUGAAUGCUGUGUUUCUCAUGGCACAGAUACAGAUCACCCUUGCCUUUCCGUUUCUACCAGCCAACGCGAAAGGCUAUCUCGCUCGGUCAUUCGAGCUCACUCGACAGUUCUUGUUCAAAUGGACCGUCAAUUGGAGAUUUGUCGGGGAAGAAAGAUUCUUGUCCAGGGAAUUUGCUAUAACCCUAAUUGCUGUCCAUCUUGCAUUGCUCUCAACUUUCGUUCUGACUCGUUGGACUCGACCGUCUGGCCUUUCAAUACCAGCUUUGAUAUCCACCGCAAUCAAGCCUCUUCCGCCGAAAGCCCAGCAAUUGAUGUCCAUCAAUGUGUCACCAUCCUUCAUUAUGACAUCCAUUCUGAACUCUAUGGCUAUCGGCAUGCUGUGCGCACGGUCUCUUCACUACCAAUUCUAUGCUUAUAUCGCCUGGUCAACACCGUUUCUGCUCUGGAAAGCUGGCUUGCAUCCAAUCUUCAUAUACGCAGUCUGGGGGGCUCAAGAGUGGGGGUGGAACGUGUAUCCGAGUACCGACGCAAGCUCGAUCAUGGUAGUAGGGUGUUUGGUUGUUCAGGUGUUGUCUGUAUGGUGGGGCACAAGGGAUGACCUUGCUGAUGUUGCAUCUCCCGCGGAUAUUGCGGGCGAAGAGAAGGAACAUGAUGAGUGA